Molecule: messenger RNA, 2871 nt
Organism: Ahaetulla prasina
Lineage: Eukaryota; Metazoa; Chordata; Lepidosauria; Squamata; Colubridae
Gene: PLVAP
Product: plasmalemma vesicle associated protein
Exons: 6
Coding region: 67-1449 (460 amino acids)
Biological process (GO): positive regulation of cellular extravasation; regulation of vascular permeability
Cellular component (GO): caveola
Source: RefSeq, a predicted model, not a curated record
AGAUGUAUGCCUCCACCCAGUUGAACCCGAAGGCUGAAUCGUGAACUAACCAAGGGAGUUGAUAACAUGAUGGAGAAGAAUGCAUACACGAUGGCCACCUUGGGCCUCAACGCCAAAGAUGGCCUUCAACCAAAGCGGGAUUGUGGCUUCUACAUGAAAUAUUUCUUCCUCUUCCUCUCCCUCAUCCAGUUCCUUAUCAUUUUGGGAUUGGUACUUUUUAUGAUCUACAGCAACCCCCGGGAAGCCACCGAGAAGCACCUCAAGGGCUUGACGAACCAGCUGCAGGAGAGUGAGAAGAAGAUCAAAGCCCUCAACGAAGAGAUUGGCAAAUUCAAGCGCCAGCUUAACGCCACGGAGAAGGAAGCUCGUCUGGUACAGACCCAAAUGCUCAGGUUGAACACCACCUUGAGGUUUUGCAACAAUGAAAAGACAAAGCUGAAGGAACAACAGCUGAGCAAUACAGCAGCUCUCUUAGCGGCAAAUGAAAAUAAAUUCAACUUGCGUUAUUUGAAUAUUAGUUGCAUUGCACAAGUGACCGCUCUGGAGAAGCAGCUGAUGGCCUCGGAGCUGAAAAGCCAGAUGGAGCGAGAAAACUUAAGCCGGGAGAGCAAGUCUUGGCAAGAGAAAGCUGAGAAGGCGGAGAAAGAAAAAAAUGAAUGCCAGCUAGACAAACUCCAGCUGCAAACGCGGGAACAGAAGUACCAGGAGCUGAAGUCCACCGUGCUCCAAGAGUUAGACCCUGUCCUUAAGAACUUGAAGGCUUCCGCGGAAAAGUUUUUUACUUCCUAUGAGAUCCAUGGCUGUUACCGCAUUGAGAUUGAAAACACGUUCCGCUCCGUCUUCAGAAAUCUGCAGAGCCAACUUGAUACGGUGGCACAACAACUUGAUCAGAGGGCCAACGAGGUGUCUCAAGAGAAUGCUCUGUUGCAAAGCCAGAAGGCUGCUUGUAAGCAACACCUGCAGGAACGGGACCAGCAGCUCAACCGCCAGCAGCAGCAGUUUGAGUUGGAGAAGCAGAUCCUCCAUGAAGCCGGAGAAAUUCAGGCUCAGAAAAUAAGGGGUGAAUGCAGGAAGACGCACGAUGAGAACGAAAGCUUGAAGCUGCAGCUCCAGCAGACCAAACAGGCCUGCAUCGGCCUGCGGACUUCAGCUCCGGGCAACACGGCUUUGAGGAACCCGUUAAGUCUGGGGCCACCUAAUCCCUUUGGCACCUUUCCAAGAAGUUUUGGGAACACAGGAGGUCUCGGGAAUCCUCCAGCAAGCUCUAAUGUCUUCAGCAGUCCAAGCCUAUGGGGGAGGCCAAGUUCACCGGCUCAGCCGAGUUCUGGAUCUCAGCGAAACCUAAGCACCGCUGAACAAAACAAACUCCAGAUCUUGAAGGCUGCUUCAGAGACUGGAAAGUUGUCAAACUUAGUACCAGUAAAUCCAGUGGGACAGCCCAAGAGCUAAAGGAAACAUUGACGAAGUCAACUAAGAAUUCAAAACAGCUCCUAAGCAUAAGACUGAAGUGUUGAGUGGGGAAAGGAAAACAUUCACCUCUGUGGAAAAGACUUCAAGUAGUAAUUCAAGAGAGAAGGCCUGGAAGAGCUUUGGGGCCAGGGGAGAGGAUCUCAAGUCGGGAUUCUGCCCUCUUCUCUAACAUAACUGACAUUUAAUUCUAGCUCAGUCUUGCACACUGAUGUCUUUUACGACCCAACAUUGUUUUCCUUCAGUAUCUUUGGAUUCAUACAAAAAACUUACUCCUUCAUCGGAUUGAGGGUCCAUUGAGGAACAAUCCACACCAAUCCUUCUGUCUCAGGUUUCUUUACUUGUAGAGUUAUGGCAAGGAUAGAAUGUAAUUGCUUUGACCAGUGGUGGGAUUCAGCCAGUUCAGGCCGGUUCGAGUGAACCGGUAGUUAAAUUACUGGCUGGCCCUGCCCCUUUCGGCCCCGCCCCUUCCAGGAGUCCCCACGCACCCCAUUUUGGCUCCCAGGUAAGUGCAGGGAGGUCUCCUAGACCCAAACUAGGAUGUGGGGGCAGUGCCACCUCCACAUCCCCCUUGGUCUGUUUUUACUCCCCGGAGGUGCAGGAGGCUGCGUGUUGCCUGUCACACCCCUGGCCACCCCCACCAUGGCCACGCCCACCCAGGCAGUCAUUAGGGCAGAGGAGAGAACCGGUUGUUAAAUUAUUUGAAUCCCACAACUGCCUGUGACAUCACCAGCCAGAUGAGAUAUGAAUGCAAUCAGUCAACAUUUUCAGUGAUUUCAUGCCACUACUACAUUCAUUCAAAAUGAAAGCAAAAAGGAUGGAAAUUGUAAAUGCACUCUUCACAUAAGCGAGGAGUUGGUGUUCCUGCAGUUUUGUAAGAUACUGUGGCAUAUUUAUGUAUAUAGCUUUAUGUAGGCAUGCACUCAUAUAUUGGAGAAGUUGUGUUUCUCUUGAUUAUUAGCUGGGCUGAAGGUCCCCUGUUCACCACUGACAUCUGAUUAUCCAGUCCACUCUAACUCUGUGAGUAUCCCACUAAAGUUGAUUACAAUUACUGUAUGUCUGAUAACAGAGUUGAAAAGCUCUUCAUCUACAUUGAAGCUCUGAAGAACUAAAAAAAAAAACCUAAAAAGUAUCAAACCAGGUAGAUUUGUGGUCUAGCAGUGUUGGCAACUCUCUUUCUCAACAUGACUUUGUUUUGGGGUGUCUGGAGGCAUCAUGCUAGCCUUUUUAGAAACAAUAUCAUGGUCUGUAGAUCUUGGUUUGGUCAGUAAACCCAUCUUGCAUUUGUUCUAUUGCAAUAACAAAUAAAACUGCUAUUUACAAAAUAUAUUCCAUUCAAAUGAUUAAGAAGAACAAUGUGGGCUAUGGAAGAUGCACAACUAAUAAACAUCAUAUGAAACUCUA